ACGUCACUCAAACACAGAAGCAGGAAACUAUUUAAACUCCUCAGUUCAGAGAAACAGAAACUGAAGUUUUGUUGAGCUUUGUGUGUUUGUGUCUCUCUGUAUUCAUGCAGUAAAAUGGCAGAAGCCAGAAUUUCAGUGGAUCAGUUCAUAUGUCCAGUGUGUCUGGAUCUCCUGAAGGAUCCAGUGACCACUUCCUGCGGACACAGUUACUGUAAGAUCUGUAUUACAGACUGCUGGGAUCAGGAGGAUGAGAAGAGAGUCUACAGCUGCCCUCAGUGCAGACAGACCUUCAGUCCAAGACCUGCUUUAGGUAAAAACACCAUGCUGGCUGAAGUGGUGGAGAAACUGAAGAAGACUAAACUUCCUGCUGACUGUUACGCUGGAGCUGGAGACGUGCAGUGUGAUGUCUGUCCUGGAAGAAAAUACAAAGCUGUCAAGUCCUGUCUGCUGUGUCGGGAAUCUUACUGUCAAACUCAUUUUCAUGAGGAAUCUCACUCUCGUAAACCACACAAAGUGAUUGAUGCCACUGGACGACUGCAGGACAUGAUCUGCUGUAAACAUGAUAAAGAGCUAGAAAUGUUCUGUAUCACUGAUCAAAGAUGCAUCUGUGUGCUGUGUAAGGAGUAUGAACAUAAAAACCACAACACUGUAUCAACUGCAGCACAGAGGACAGAGAAACAGAAACAGCUGAAGGAGACGCAAAUGAAGAUCCGUCAGAUAAUCCAGCAGAGACAGAAAGAUCUUCAGCAGCUGAGAGAGGCUGUGGAGUCUCAUAAGCGCUCUGCACAGACAGCAGUGAAGGACAGUGAGAAGAUCUUUACUGAGCUCAUCCGCUCCAUUGAGAGAAGCCGCUCUGAGGUCACACAGCUGAUCAGAGAUCAGGAAAAGGCUGCAGUGAGUCGAGCUGAAGGACGACUGGAGCGACUGGAGCAGGAGAUCAAUGAUCUGAGGAGGAGAGACGCUGAGCUGGAGCAGCUUUCACACACACAUGAUCACAUCCAUUUCCUGCAGAGUUUCCAGUCUCUCUCAGCACCUCCUAAAUCUACAGACAAACCCGACGAUCCCUUCAGAUCUCUCUUCUCUUUUGAUGGCAUGAGAGAAUCUGUCCGUCUGCUGAGAGACAAACUGGAGGAUUUCUGCAAAGAGGAGAUCAAGAAGAUCUCUGACAGAGUCACAUUCACCAGCAUAAAUCCCAAAACCAGGAACGACUUCCUACAAUAUUCCCAUCAGCUCACUCUGGAUCUGAACACAGUGAAUAAACACCUCUAUCUGUCUGAGAAGAUCAGAACGAUUAGUGGCACUGACAUAGAGCAGCCGUAUCCUGAUCAUCCAGACAGAUUUGAUCAGUGGUGGCAGGUGUUGUGUAGAGAGAGUGUGUGGGGACGCUGUUACUGGGAGAUUGAGUGGAGUGGGGUUUAUGGUGUGUUUAUAUCAGUGUCAUAUAAGAGCAUCAGCAGGAAGGGAGAGGGUAAUGAGGGUUUGUUUGGAGGUAAUAAUCAGUCCUGGAGUUUGUACUGCUCUUCCUACAGUUAUUCAUUCAUGCACAAUAAGAUACAGACUGUUCUCCCUGUAGCGCCCAUCAGUCGUAGAAUAGGAGUGUAUGUGGAUCACAGUGCAGGAACUCUGUCCUUCUACAGCGUCUCUGACACAAUGAGCCUUAUCCACACAGUCCAGACCACAUUCACUCAGCUGCUCUACCCUGGGUGUAUGGUUUGUGUUGGAUCAUCGGUGAAACUGUGUUGGCCCGGGGGUACUCCCGAGAUUGCCCUCCCGCGGCACAUGGGGCUAAGGACAGAAGAAGUGAGAGAAAAGGAGAUGGAAGGACCAGGAGUGACAGACGAGAGAGGGGAGAGAGGAAAAGGAAAAAAAAUCUUGGUCUGGUUCCCGGACACACUGCAACUCAGUCCUCAACCAGCUGAGAGACUCUCACUCGCGCACCACAAUUCCCCUCAGCAGCGAGGGCUCUUCGACAGUAUGCUUCUCCUUUCUUCCCAGGUUUCGGCACCAAGUAUUGUUGAGCUGUUGUGUGUUUGUGUCUCUCUGUAUUCAUGCAGUAAAAUGGCAGAAGCCAGGAUUUCUCAGGAUGAGUUCACAUGUCCAGUGUGUCUGGAUCUCCUGAAGGAUCCAGUGACAACUUCUUGUGGACACAGUUUCUGUAAGAGCUGUAUUACAGGCUGCUGGGAUCAGGAGGAUGAGAGGAGAGUCUACAGCUGCCCUCAGUGUAGACAGACCUUUAGUCCAAGACCUGCUUUAGGUAAAAACACCAUGCUGGCUGAAGUGGUGGAGAAACUGAAGAAGACUAAACUUCCUGCUGACUGUUACGCUGGAGCUGGAGAUGUGCAGUGUGACGUCUGUCCUGGAAGAAAAUACAAAGCCGUCAAGUCCUGUCUGCUGUGUCAGGAAUCUUACUGUCAAACUCAUUUUCAUGAGGAGUUUCACUCUCGUAAACCACACAAAGUGAUUGAAGCUACUGGACGACUGCAGGACAUGAUCUGUCGUAAACAAGACAAAGAGCUAGAGACGAGCAGUAGAGCUGGAGACGUGCAGUGUGACGUCUGUCCUGGAAGAAAAUACAGAGCCGUCAAGUCCUGUCUGCUGUGUCGGGAAUCUUACUGUCAAACUCAUUUUCAUGAGGAAUCUCACUCUCGUAAACCACACAAAGUGAUUGAAGCCACUGGACGACUGCAGGACAUGAUCUGCUGUAAACAUGAUAAAGAGCUAGAAAUGUACUGUGUCACUGAUCAACAAUGCAUCUGUGUGCUGUGUAAGGAGUAUGAACAUAAAAACCACAACACUGUAUCAACUGCAGCACAGAGGACAGAGAAACAGAAUCAGCUGAAGGAGACACAGAUGAAGAUCCGUCAGAUAAUCCAGCAGAGACAGAAAGAUCUUCAGCAGCUGAGAGAGGCUGUGGAGUCUCAUAAGCGCUCUGCACAGACAGCAGUGAAGGACAGUGAGAAGAUCUUUACUGAGCUCAUCUGCUCCAUUGAGAGAAGCUGCUCUGAGGUCACACAGCUGAUCAGAGAUCAGGAAAAGGCUGCAGUGAGUCGAGCUGAAGGACGACUGAAACAACUGGAGCAGGAGAUCAAUGAUCUGAGGAGGAGAGAUGCUGAGCUGGAGCAGCUUUCACACACACAUGAUCACAUCCAUUUCCUGCAGAGUUUCCAGUCUCUCUCAGCACCUCCUAAAUCUACAGACGAACCCGACGAUCCCUCCAGUUCUCUCUUCUCUUUUGAUGGCAUGAGAGAAUCUGUCCGUCUGCUGAGAGACAAACUGGAGGAUUUCUGCAAAGAGGAGAUCAAGAAGAUCUCUGACAGAGUCACAUUCACCAACAUGAAUCCCAAAACCAGGAACGACUUCCUACAAUAUUCCCAUCAGUUCACUCUGGAUCUGAACACAGUGAAUAAAACCCUCUAUCUGUCUGAGAAGAACAGAGUGAUUACAUUCACUUACACAGUCCAGCCGUAUCCUGAGCAUCCAGACAGAUUUGAUGGGUGGUCUCAGGUGUUGUGUAGAGAGAGUGUGUGUGGACGCUGUUACUGGGAGAUUGACUGGAGUGGAAAUUAUGUGUUUAUAUCAGUGUCAUAUAAGAGCAUCAGCAGGAAGGGAGGGAAUAUUAAGUGUGCGUUUGGAUAUAAUGAUCAGUCCUGGAGUUUGGACUGUACUCCCUCCAAAUACUCAUUCAGACACAAUAACAUAGAGACUGUCCUCCCUAUAAAGUCCAUCAGUCAUAGAAUAGGAGUGUUUGUGGAUCACAGUGCAGGAACUCUGUCUUUCUACAGCGUCUCUGACACAAUGAGCCUCAUCCACACAGUCCAGACCACAUUCACUCAGCCGCUUUAUCCUGGGUUUAAUGUUUGGUCUGGAUCAUCAGUGAAACUGUGUUGAUGUUUCAGAAUAGAUU
Molecule: messenger RNA, 3904 nt
Organism: Megalobrama amblycephala (Wuchang bream)
Lineage: Eukaryota; Metazoa; Chordata; Actinopteri; Cypriniformes; Xenocyprididae
Exons: 14
Coding region: 115-3888 (1257 amino acids)
Molecular function (GO): protein binding; zinc ion binding
Source: RefSeq, a predicted model, not a curated record